Loa loa (African eye worm) is the source of this 1514-nucleotide messenger RNA. RefSeq names its product ubiquitin-activating enzyme 5. Gene Ontology annotation, biological process: protein ufmylation. The record is from RefSeq and is a predicted model, not a curated record. The transcript has 10 exons. The coding region runs from base 12 to 1085 and encodes 357 amino acids. Gene Ontology annotation, cellular component: cytosol; cytoplasm. Gene Ontology annotation, molecular function: UFM1 activating enzyme activity. Lineage: Eukaryota; Metazoa; Nematoda; Chromadorea; Rhabditida; Onchocercidae.
UUAAAGGAUCGAUGUCGAAAAAUUUGUCAGAUCAGUUGGAUGCAUUGCAUGCUAAGCUGUUAGCAGUAGGAACUAACUUGGUAUACAUAAAGAGAAAUAGUAAGAAGGAUACGAAUGCCGCAUUCAAACGAUUCAAAAUCGAUGUAAUGAGUGCGGAAGUGAAUGAUUCCAAUCCAUAUAGUCGAUUGAUGGCUUUGAAGAAAAUGGGUAUUGUGAAAAACUACGAUGAUAUCCGGAAAAAAACAGUGCUGAUAGUAGGUAUUGGUGGUGUCGGAAGUGUUGUUGCCGAAAUGUUGACGAGAUGUGGAAUUGGAAAGCUUAUAUUGUUUGAUUAUGAUAAGGUAGAACUUGCUAAUAUGAAUCGUUUAUUUUAUCAACCGCAGCAUUCUGGUAUGAAUAAAGUUGACGCAGCACGGAACACUCUGAUAACAAUCAAUCCCGAUGUAGAUUUCGAAACGUAUAAUGUGAAUAUAACGACCGUAGAGAACUAUUCCCUCUUUGUUGACCGAAUUAGGAAGGGAAAUCUUAUCGGUGAGAAGGUUGAACUCGUUCUCAGUUGUGUGGAUAAUUUCGAAGCUAGAAUGACUAUUAACACUGCUUGUAAUGAAGAGGAUCAGAUAUGGAUGGAAUCUGGUGUUAGCGAGAGUGCGGUAUCUGGCCAUGUACAGUGUAUGCGUCCUGGACAUAGUGCAUGCUUUGCUUGUGUGCCUCCUUUGGUGGUUGCUUCAAAUAUUAACGAACGCACUCUGAAACGUGAAGGAGUUUGUGCUGCGUCAUUACCCACCACUAUGGCCGUCGUUGCGGGCUUUCUGGUACAAAAUGCCUUGAAGUUCCUUUUAAAUUUUGGUGAAGUAUCGUACUGUCUGGGGUAUAAUGCUCUCUGUGAUUUCUUUCCUCGACAUCAGAUAUUACCGAAUCCGAGUUGUGAAGACCGUUUCUGUCGACAAAGACAAGAAGAGUAUAAACAAGUUGCAAAUGAAAAUGAAGCUGACGAAAAUGAAAAGGUCGAAGAAAACAUAACACACGACGACAACGACUGGGGUUAUAUUGGUUCUCGGGAAAUUUUUGUUACUGGAUUACAAUAAACGCUUAUUCAUGUUCAUUUGCAGGAAUUGAAGUGGUGGAUGAAUCAUUAGUUGAUCCUACUAGUGAUUGUUGUAAUGGACCUGGCAAAGGGAUACAAUUUGCUUACGAAGCUCCUGUCAAAGAGAAUAUGGGUGAUAAGGAACAAAUAUCCGAGGCAAAGAACUUAUCAUCACUGAUGACUGAAUUAAAAAGUUUAUGAUAAAUGGUGCUGUUAAUGAAUUGUUAUGAGUAAAGAAGGGAACAAGGGAUGUACUUGUUUAUUACUAGUGUAUAUUUUAUUCUCCCACUUCACUUAUCAAAAUACAUAAAAUAAAAUAUGCAAGUCACGGAAUUUUGUUUAUUCCAUACACCAAAAGACUGCAGUUACCCAAAUAAAAAGUGUCAAACUAUUCCUCAUGCAAAUGCAGGAUAAAAUUCAGUGCAUAUUC